This is a messenger RNA of Dama dama (fallow deer), 1865 nucleotides long. RefSeq names its product membrane spanning 4-domains A10 (gene MS4A10). Gene Ontology annotation, cellular component: plasma membrane. The record is from RefSeq and is a predicted model, not a curated record. The coding region runs from base 497 to 1276 and encodes 259 amino acids. Lineage: Eukaryota; Metazoa; Chordata; Mammalia; Artiodactyla; Cervidae. The transcript is spliced from 10 exons. Gene Ontology annotation, biological process: cell surface receptor signaling pathway.
GUCAGAGAACUUUGAACACUGAGUAGAUAUUCAAUAUGUAGUAAGUAGCAAGAACUGAGAGAAAAAGAGGUUUUCCUGCCUCCCAGUGUUGAACUUUUCCUCUAAGAAGGCUGCCACCCCAGAGCUCUGACUGGCUGCAGGGUCUUUAAAAAGGUUCAACUUCUGAUUAUAUGAAGAUUACAACUGUCUUCACUCCAUCUGACCUGCACAAUUGUCAACAUUUUACUUUCCAAAAGAAAUUUGCAACUAUAAGGAAAGACGUGCGGAAGUUGCUGAGAGCUUCACUUGCCUGGGUCUGCGAGAUGGGAAGGACUUGACAGCUCACCUGUGCCACGAAGGAGGUGGGGCCAGGACAGAAAAUAUCCAAAGUCUAAUGUUGUAAAGAUGUUCUGAUCUUCUGGUGCUGUCUCCGUGGGACUGAGGCAGAUCCAGAGGGCACGACCUGGCUGGAGCUCAGAGCAGAGGUCCCGGGCCAGCCAGGUCCUCAGCUGGAGUCAUGGCAGCAGAAGCCAAUGAAGCAUCCACAGUUACUCCCAGGUCGGAAGCUGAAGGACCCCCAUCAAAGGAGGCCCUCAGCCCUACCCCGCCUGGCCUGACAGAUCUACCUCAGAAGGUGACCCAGCCUGACCUCCCACCUCCAAACUGGCACCGAGAGAAGCCCAGGAAGAGUAGUCGCGUUCUCAAGGAGCUGGGUCUCCCAGAGACACUGCCAUGGCCACAGGUGGUAGGACAGGCCGUCCACGUGGUCAUCGCUCUGGUGUACUUGUUCAUUGGAGGUUACCUGGUGGCUGCCGUCCAGAACCUUCACCUGGUGGUCCAGAAGUGUUGGUAUCCGUUCUGGGGGGCUGCCUCUUUCCUCAUUUCCGGGAUCUUGGCAAUAACAAUGGAGUCGUUUCAGAAAAAUUAUCUGAAGAUGUGCCUCAUAGCAAACUCCAUCAGCUUCAUCUGCGUGCUGGCUGGCCUCUUUGUCAUUGCCAAGGACCUCUUUCUGGAGACUCCGUUUGAGUUCCCUAUCUGGAAACCGUACCCCAAUGAUACUGUCCACAUCCAGAGGCUAGUGCUGGCCCUCCUCUGUGUCACCUGUGUGGAGGUCUUCCUUCCAGGGCUCAUGGCCGUCAUGGCAUACAAGGAUGCCCGCCUGUCUGCAGAGGAGGAUGACCUGUCCCUUGUCCCUGACUCACCAUUGGAGCUCAAGGAGCAGUCAGUGAUGCCUCCACCAUCCUACGAGGACGUCACUCAAGGCGACCUGCAGGACGAGCAGGAGAGGAGUCAGUGAUGGCUGCUCUGGGAGCCUGUCCACAUGGGGCUGUGAGUGGAGCCACAGAAGGUCCCUGAGAACCCAGGGAGGCACCGUUUCCCCUCAACUCAUCCUACCGAGAGGUCUCUGCAAGAACUUGGGUACCUGAAUCCCUGGAUUCCGGGGCAGGGGUAGGGGUGGGAUGGGUGGCAGCAGAGGCACUGAGUCAGACAGAAACUGACCAGCUCUUCCCACCAAACCGUCAAUGUUUCUCCCUGCCCCUCCCUCUCCCCACCCAGGCCUCAGUGUCUCCAUCUGUACAGUAAGGUGGUGGGCAGGUGAGGUGAUCCAGCUGGAAAGCUCUGAAAUCAGAGACAAGUUCAGAAUCUCAGCUGUGACAGGUUAUCGUGAAGUUUCAGCCUCAAAAUUCUGCACCUACUUGGGCUGAGUGAAUGAGGUGGGGGGUGGGAAGAGACCCACCUUUCUCAUUUCCCAAAUUUCAGUCAUCCAGGAACAGUCUUCAUGAGUUUGCUUUACUGUACUGUAUUCCAUUUGUUUCCUUAAAUUGCCUUUUUUUCUCACAUACAAUAAAGUUAGCCAGGUACUUUGUAUCUGCAAUAAACAGGAA